Daktulosphaira vitifoliae (grape phylloxera) is the source of this 1446-nucleotide messenger RNA. RefSeq lists its product as uncharacterized. NCBI's taxonomy places the organism in Eukaryota, Metazoa, Arthropoda, Insecta, Hemiptera, Phylloxeridae. The coding region runs from base 148 to 1269 and encodes 373 amino acids. The transcript has 6 exons. The record is from RefSeq and is a predicted model, not a curated record.
GAUUUUACGAUUAGUACGGCUUCUGCUAAUGUGAUUGCAAUUUCUAUUUCAUUUUUUUAAUAACUUGAUCUCUCGUCAAGUUUUUAUAGUAUUAAGUUCAACAAUACAUUUUUUUAUAGAUAAACUGUAGAAAUAUUUUUUUUUAAGAUGCCAGAUUUACAAAAAUUUGAAGACCACCGUAGAUCGAUUCCAAAACGAAAUUCUAUACCUAUCCAUUAUGUAAGGGGCACUCAUUAUGAAGUUGGUUACAGCAUGGGUAGAACAUUUGGACAAAUGAUUAAAGAGUUUAUUAAAGAUUACACACCAUUACAAGAAGAAAAUUUGAAAUUAUUUAUGGAACCUGAAGGUCAAAUUAUUUAUGAAGAAAGUCUGGAGCUAACUAGAAAAUAUUUUCCGCAGUACAUUAUUGAAUUACAAGGAAUUGCUGAUGGAGCACAAGUAUCAUUUGAAGAACUUUUUUUAAUGGCUUUGGAUGAUACUUUGCCUUUAAAUAUGAAUAAGAACUAUGUGGACAAGGGAGCUGUGGGAUGUACAUCGCUUAUCAUAAAUCAACCAGAUGGACAAUAUUUAGGACACACGGAGGAUGCAUUAGCUGAAACCGAGGACAACUAUUACAUUAUAGCAGCUCACGUUAUGCCUGGCGAGGAUGAAUUGAAUGGCGUGUUUCAAGCUCGAGAAGAAAAAUUUGAAGCUCUAGCAUAUGCUGGUCACUUGCCAGGAUAUGCUAGUGGACAUAAUUUUCAUGGAGUAGUAUUUUCUAUCAAUACGAUAUUUGUAACUAAACCUCUUAGAGGUCGAAUUCCAAGAGAGUUUAUUACCCGCGCUUUACUAUCUUCAAGAGCAGAUAUGUCACAAAUCGUUGAAAUAUUGACUAAUGAGGGUGCAGGUACAGCUGAUGCUUUCAAUGUAAAUGUAGCUUUUGUUAAUGUACCAAAAGAGUCCCGUGUAUUUUACUCUAUUGAAGUUAUUCCAAGCGUCAGUGAAUUUAAGUCACAAGUGUAUCCAGUAGAGUUUAUACCAGGAAAUAAUUCAUUACACGCAAACAGAUUACUUCAUCUUAAGUAUCCUGAAAGUAAGGAUAUACGAUCAUACGAGAGCAGUAUAAAUAGAGAAUGUCGAUACCAGCAACUUUCUAAAUGCAAAAUCCCAAGAAAAUUAAAUGAUGUAUUGGAAAUAUUGGGCGAUGAAGAGAAUGGUAUUUUUAGUAUUUUCAGGAAUCAGCCAAACGAACUUGUAAAAACUAUUCAUUUAGGUAAGAAAUAUAAAUAAUACGGUAAAAAUGACUGAAGUUAUAGUAUGCAGAGUGUUUAGGAAACAGGGUAAUUAUUACUAAUAAUGAAAACAAUAGAAACUCGUUUCCUUACACACUGAACACUCUAAGACUCACUAUAAUUCUGUUAUAUAAAACCAAUGAAGUGUUUAAUAUAAAAAACAAAUGCAUUUAUA